Messenger RNA from Vicia villosa (hairy vetch), 746 nucleotides. RefSeq lists its product as uncharacterized. Gene Ontology annotation, molecular function: sterol binding. NCBI's taxonomy places the organism in Eukaryota, Viridiplantae, Streptophyta, Magnoliopsida, Fabales, Fabaceae. Gene Ontology annotation, biological process: intracellular sterol transport. The transcript has 4 exons. The record is from RefSeq and is a predicted model, not a curated record. Bases 103 to 558 code for a protein of 151 amino acids.
GAAGUUAACCAACGUUACGCAAUUUAGCCUUUAAAACACAAAAGACAAAGCUUUUUCCUAUUUCAUUGUAUUGUGCUUCAAAUCUUCGAUCCUUGAAAAACCAUGGACACCGUAACUUCCAAACUCUUGUUUCUCUUUUCAACUCUUUGUCUUCUUCAUGCCAACGCCACCGACGUUAACUAUUGCGAUAAGAAAGCAAACUAUGCUGUUGAGGUUAAAGGAGUUCAAAUAUCUCCUAAUCCCAUUGCAAGAGGCCAUCCUGCUACAUUCACCAUUGCUGCAGCUACAAGUCAAAAGCUACCAGGAGGGAAACUAGUGAUUGAUGUGUCGUAUUUUGGAUGGCACGUAUAUAGCGAGACCGAUGACCUUUGUGGAGAAUCAUCUUGCCCUAUUUCAGUUGGUGAUUUUGUGCUUUCUCAUUCACAAGUUUUACCUGGAAUCGCCCCACCUGGUUCAUACUCGUUGAAGAUGAAGCUAUACGACGGAAACAAGAACGAGUUGACUUGCUUUACAUUUGGUUUCAGUAUUGGGUUUGGUUCUUCUGUGGCUGAUAUGUAAUUGUAAUUAGUCAUUGAUAUCGAUGUUCAGAUGCAUAUAAGUUAGUUUUACAAACUGUAAACUACCCUUAUAAUACCGAGUUCCUUGUAUUAUAUAAUCCAGCACGACCGGCAUGUGGAUUAAGAAUAAUAAAACAUGUGAUGUAAUUGCUGAGAUUACAUAAUACAAGCUACAAGCUUCUUUCUUUA